AUGCACAUGGAAGUCUACACAUUUUCGAGCAAUCCUGAAGACAGUGAGAUCGAUGCCGAGAAUUGGUAUGAAACUGAAAUGUGUGAUCAUAAACCGAACAUAAUGCCAUUCAUUACCAAUCCACAACACCCAAUUUUUCGGUUAAAAUGGAGUGCUCCGGCGUUUCUAGAACACUUUCGACGCUACACUAAUGUGGAUCGUGCUAGUGUUGGAAGUGAAUAUGAUCGCUAUGGAAUAGAUUUCAACACCAAACGACAUUUGUUACGGAUGACAGUGAUGUUGAAUACUAUUGGUGUGGUAUGGAAAGGAAGUUAUUCUCUAGCCGAGAGAGAGAUCAAAUUGAAGCAGAAUCGAUUGAAAACAAUUGUUUACGAUCAUCGAUCGAAAUUACAACGUGGUAUGACAGCAUCAUUGUCGUCUGCGACGAAGUCUCCAUACUCUUCUACAUUGAUCGAGGUAGUCAAUGACGAUUGUCUAUAUGUCUACCAGCAAUUAGUCGCACAGAAACGUCGCCCUGUACUUCUUAACAUGGCGAAUGCCGACUCUCCAGGGGGCGGUUAUCGUAGUGGUGAUGGCGCUCAAGAAGAGACUCUUUUUCGUCGUUCUGAUUACUUUCGAAGUCUCGACAUUGGUCUAGACCGUGGACAACCAACUGAUCGUUUUUCCUGUAAUUCAAAUUGUGAAUUGGAACCAUUAUCUGAACGCCAACGAAUGUAUCCAAUGGACACAUUUGGAGCAAUUUAUACAUCGGGAUUGACAGUUUUUCGUCAGAAUGAAGAAACUGGCUAUGCUUUUAUGAAAGAACCAUUAGCCGAUUUGUGUUCGAUUGCAAUGGCUGCUUAUCGAGAUCCAAAAGUGGACAACAACAAUUGUCUAACCUCCAAGUUUUCGGUUGGUACACGCAAGAAAAUUGAAAAUAUUUUUGCAAUUGCUCAUCAUCACAAACAUGAUUGUCUCAUUCUUUCUGCCUUUGGCUGUGGUGCUUUCAAAAAUCCACCAAAACACAUUGCAGCCAUCUUCAAGUCGGUAGCAGAACAAUAUGCCGGAUUUUUUAAAAGUAUCUACUUUGCGAUUAUUGACGAUCAUAAUGCAGGUCAGCAACUCAAUCCGCAUGGCAACUAUCGACCAUUCAAACAAUUACUCGAUGGUAAAGAAUUCAAGCCGAUAGAACACAAAAUGCAAGAUAUAAUGAUCGGUCCUUGGCGGAUUCUGAAUGUGAACAGUAAUAAACAAGUUAACUUGAGUGAUGUUAAAAUUUUGCAUCAAAAGCCAUGUAGUCAUGGAGGGAAAUGUAAUGAAUUACAAAAUGCUCAGCAUUGUGGUGAUUAUUCGCAUCCAUCUCUUUGUCCGUCGACGAACAGUAUGACAUCCUGCAAACUAUUGAACGAUGAAGAUCACGCGCUCUGGUUCGUACAUCGAACAAAAUGUCCGUUUGGUGGUGAAUGUAAGCUAUUGAUCGAGGACCCAACCCAUUCGAAUGAAUUUGAACAUCCACAGGUUUGUCACGAAGGUGGUCAGUGCAAUAAUUUGAGUUCUGAACAUUUGAAAGCUUUCCGACACGUACUCUUAUGCAGAUACGGUGUGGAAUGUGUCGAGUUUAAUAGAGGAACAGCGAGCAGUCAUUGUAAAGAAUUUCGUCACUGUAAACCGAUGUGUCGUCAAGGUCAUUUUUGUGUUCGUUUUCAUGAUCAAAAACACAUGACUGAAGAAAGUCAUCCAUUUCAACCGCCUUGUCCGUUCACUCCAUUUUAUUGUCGACAUCAUACUUUAUUAUCAGAAGUCAAAAAUAUUCAGUCUCUUCCUCCCGAAACCCAAAAUCACUGCCUUCAUUUUUCACACGUAUGCCGAUACGGUCGUAACUGUCAUGAAGCAUCGGAACUACAUUGGGAAAAAACAAUUCACAUCGCACGAAACCUUUGUCCUUAUGGGAAUCGAUGCUCGAAAACCACUCAAGAAGACCAUUUGAACUCAUUUUCUCAUCCAAACAUUGCGGAUAUUCGUCGUUUAUGCGUUAAUCCAGCAUACGAGUGUCCAAAUCGACGAACGCAUGACCACAUAAUACGAUAUCGACACAAUGGUAACUUUGAUCGUAGUGGUGUUAUUCGUUAUUUUGGAUUGAAUAUGGAGACAAAUUUUGUUAAAAAUCAAGAAUCAAUUAUUGCAGCGAUCAACGAUUAUAAUAAAAAGCCACUAACAAAAAUCCCGCCAGAAAUCCUCAAAUGGAUUCGAGGAUUACAACACGUACAUCGAUGUUCAAAAGUCAUUUUUGAAUCCAUACUUGUACAUGGCCAUGUCAUGUCACGUGAACAUAUGGAACAUUUACUAAAACCUCAAUUUGUAGCCCAGGCUGUUCAGCAACAUAGACGUGUUCAAAAAAUCUUCGAUCGACAUAAGAUUCAAACAAUAGAGGAUCGGGCAAAAGAGUAUAUUCGAGCCAUUGUGAAUGUGGAAUAUGCUAAGAAAGCAAAUGUUCUGCCUCCGUCUACAGGGAUUGGAGCAGGAAUAACAAGCACUAGCGAAGAAAAUGACUGCAUUAUACGCAGAAAUGAAACAAUUCUAAGUACUCUAACAAGUCAAGAAGAUGUUGAUAUUAUUCGUCGUUGUGCUACGGAGAUCGCUGAAGCUUCAUUGAAUCUUCAUGCUAAUCCAGCUGGAAUUGGCUACGUACCUGACAAAGCACUGGGCACCGACAGACACGUUUUCAGUAUUCUUGGUCCACAUCUGGGUCAUUAUUAUGGAGAUAUAGUCCUCGUUUUCAAACACGAAUUGAAGCACCAUCCGGAUGCGAAUUUCUCCAUGCAAGCAGCAACAUCGUAUUCAAGUGGACGUACUUUCACACAUCGACCGUGGAUUAAAGAUUCAAAUACAGCCGAAGGUCGCGUUAAACAAUUCCAUGAGUCAAAGUUGCACUGUUCGGUGCCAGGCUAG
Messenger RNA from Didymodactylos carnosus, 2928 nucleotides. The record is from the annotation of a GenBank genome assembly. Lineage: Eukaryota; Metazoa; Rotifera; Eurotatoria; Philodinida; Philodinidae.